Messenger RNA from Dufourea novaeangliae, 1566 nucleotides. RefSeq names its product kelch-like protein 5. The record is from RefSeq and is a predicted model, not a curated record. The transcript has 8 exons. Lineage: Eukaryota; Metazoa; Arthropoda; Insecta; Hymenoptera; Halictidae. Bases 16 to 1566 code for a protein of 516 amino acids. Gene Ontology annotation, molecular function: protein binding.
GAAUAUUUUGCUGCAAUGUUUACUAGUUCUCUCAGAGAAUCGGCUCAAAAUGAAGUUGAAUUAAUGGAAGUAGAUGGGGAUGCAUUAUGGGCUUUGGUCUGUUAUUGUUAUACAGGCUGUAUAGAAUUAAGGGAGGAUAGUGUAGAAACUCUUUUAGCAACAGCAUGUUUACUACAGCUCAAUCCAGUUGUUAAGGCUUGCUGUCAAUUUCUUAGAAAGCAACUCCAUCCAAGUAACUGUCUAGGAAUAAGAAUGUUUGCAGAUACACAGGGUUGUACAGAUUUAUUAGAAUAUGCUCAUGCAUAUACAACCAAACACUUUAUGGAAGUCACGAAAAAUCAAGAAUUUUUAUUACUAUCUGCUAAUGAAGUUGCCAAAUUGUUAGAAUCGGAAGAUCUCAAUGUACCUUCAGAAGAAACUAUUUUUCAUGCACUUAUGACAUGGUUGGAAUAUCAUCCAGAAAAUAGACAAAAAGAAGCAAGCAGACUGCUAAGUCUUGUAAAACUACCUCUGUUGUCCCCUGCAUUUAUAGCCGACAAUAUUGAGAGUAAUGAAAUGUUCAAAGAUCAAAGAGUGGCACAAGAGUUAGUCAUGGAAGCAUUAAAAUAUCAUCUUCUGCCAGAGCGUAGACCAUUACUUCAAUCAGGACGUACAAAGCCUAGGAAAGCAACUGUAGGUCACAUGUUAGCUGUUGGAGGAAUGGAUGCUAAUAAGGGUGCUACUUCUAUAGAUGCAUUUUCCUUGCGUGAUAAUGCUUGGAAACCAAUAGCCACGAUGAGCGGUAGGAGACUUCAGUUUGGUGCUGCUAUAGUAGAUAAGAAACUAAUAGUUGCCGGCGGAAGGGAUGGAUUAAAAACAUUGAAUAUAGUCGAAUGUUUCGAUUUUUCCACUUUAACAUGGAACACACUAUCUCCUAUGAAUGUUCAUCGUCACGGAUUAGGGGUGGCUGUAUUAGGUGGACUUUUGUACGCUGUUGGCGGUCAUGAUGGUUGGAGUUUCCUUGACACAGUAGAAAGAUGGGAUCCAUCUACGCGACAAUGGAGCUCCGUUUCGCCUAUGUCGAUACAGAGAUCUACAGUUGGUGUUGCUGUAUUAAACGAUAAAUUAUAUGCUGUAGGUGGAAGAGAUAUAAGUUCGUGUUUAAAUACUGUAGAAUGUUAUGAUCCACAUACAAAUAAAUGGACUCCUUGUGCUCCAAUGUCAAAACAACGGGGUGGAGUGGGUGUGGGAGUAGUAAAUGGGUGUCUGUAUGCAUUGGGAGGUCAUGACGCGCCAGCCACUAAUCCCAAUGCCAGCAGAUUUAAUUGUGUUGAAAGGUAUGACCCUAAAACAGACACGUGGACAAUGAUAGCGCCAAUGAGUGUCCCUCGGGAUGCAGUUGGUGUUUGUGUACUAGGCGACAGGCUUAUGGCAGUGGGAGGCUAUGAUGGCCAACAAUAUCUCACACUUGUUGAAGCAUAUGAUCCUCAUCUUAAUGAAUGGGAACCUGUUGCUCCUUUAAAAGCUGGACGAGCAGGUUCGCCAUGUGUUGUUGUAAAAAAUGUACCUGGUUUCGGAUUUGAUUAG